AGAAAAUCUUGAAUGAGCAUCCAAUGCUCUUCCUCUUCCGGACUUUUGCUUAAUUUGACAGCGUCAAGAUUACUUUGGAAUUGUAACUGUCAUGGCCGCGGUUAUGGCUGGAGAUGACAUAGCAGGAACGUUCAGCAGUCGGCGAAGCUUGGCUUCCGGUAGUCGACGGAGCUGGGUGGGCUCAACGAGUUUCCGGGAGGCGUGGAAUGCGCCAACAAAUGUGUUCAGCCAGAGUGGAAGAGCGGGUAAUGAUGAUGAAGAGCAGCUGAGGUGGGCGGCAAUAGAACGGCUACCGACGUUUGACAGGCUAAAGAAAGGGAUGAUAAGACAAAUUCUUGAUAAUGGAAAGGUGGUUCAUGACGAAGUAGAUGUUACUAAGCUCGGCAUGCGAGAGAAGAAGUUGUUAAUGGAGAAUAUAUUGAAGGUUGUUGAGGAGGAUAAUGAAAACUUUCUCAAGAAACUUAGAGAGAGAACUGAUAGAGUGGGAAUUAAUAUUCCAAAGAUUGAAGUUCGAUAUGAACAUUUAUCAGUUCAGGGAUAUAUUUAUGAUGGAAGCAGAGCCCUUCCUUCUUUGCCUAAUGCUUUCUUGACCACAGUAGAGAGUGCUUUGGGAUUGCUUAGGCUUGUCCCAUCUAAAAAGAGAAAAAUACAGAUUCUUAAUGGAGUUAGUGGGAUUAUCAAACCAUCAAGGAUGACACUUCUUCUGGGUCCUCCUGGCGCUGGGAAAACAACAUUCCUGCUAGCACUUGCAGGGAAGCUUGAUAAAGAUCUGGAGGCAUCUGGGAAGAUCACCUACUGUGGCCAUGAAUUAAAUGAAUUCAUUCCUCAGAAGACUUGUGCUUAUAUUAGUCAGCAUGAUCUUCACCAGGGAGAGAUGACAGUGAGAGAGACAUUGGAUUUCUCAGGACGCUGUUUAGGCGUCGGCACAAGAUAUGAAUUGCUGGCAGAACUGUCAAGAAGAGAGAAAGAAGCAGGAAUUAAACCAGAUCCUGAGAUUGAUGCAUUCAUGAAAGCCACUGCUGUGGCAGGUCGAGAAACUAGUUUGGUUACAGAUUAUGUUAUCAAGAUACUUGGCUUGGACAUAUGUGCAGAUAUUAUUGUUGGUGAUAUGAUGAGAAGGGGUAUUUCUGGUGGACAGAAGAAGCGUGUGACUACUGGAGAAAUGCUGGUUGGACCAGCAAAAGUUCUUCUAAUGGAUGAAAUAUCGACCGGAUUGGACAGUUCUACUACUUUUCAGAUCUGCAAGUACAUGAAGCAAAUGGUUCAUAUCAUGGAUGUAACUAUGAUUAUUUCUCUUCUUCAGCCAGCACCAGAGACAUAUGACCUGUUUGAUGAAGUUAUUCUACUUUCAGAAGGUCAAACUGUCUACCAUGGUCCUCGUGAGAAUGUCCUUGAAUUUUUUGAAUACAUGGGUUUCAAAUGCCCCGAGAGAAAAGGAGUUGCUGACUUUCUGCAAGAAGUAACUUCCGAGAAGGACCAGGAACAAUAUUGGUUCAAGAAGAACCAACCUUACAGAUUUGUUUCAGUGUCCGAUUUUGUACGAGGUUUCGGUUCCUUCCACAUUGGCCAACAACUUGCAUCAGAUCUUAGUGUUCCUUACGAUAAAUCUAGAGUCCACCCUGCCGCCCUGGUGACAGAGAAGUAUGGUAUUUCAAAUUGGGAAUUGUUCAAGGCAUGUUUUGCAAGGGAGUGGCUGCUAAUAAAGCGUAAUUCAUUUCUCUAUAUUUUCAAGACCACCCAGAUAACAAUCAUGUCGAUAAUUGCCUUGACAGUGUUCUUCAGAACAAAAAUGCAUCCGGGCACUUUGCUUGGUGGAGGAAAGUAUCUUGGAGCAUUAUUCUUCAGUUUGAUGAAUGUGAUGUUCAACGGAACGGCAGAACUUUCAUUAACUGUUCUUAGGCUUCCUGUCUUCUACAAACAAAGGGAUCACUUUUUCUAUCCUGCAUGGGCUUUUGGCUUACCGAUAUGGCUUCUCAGGAUCCCAUUAUCAUUUUUGGAAUCAGCAAUAUGGAUCAUUCUGACAUACUACACAAUUGGUUUUGCUCCAGCUGCUAGCAGGUUUUUCCGACAGUUCUUGGCAUUUUUUUGUAUACAUCAGAUGGCUCUGUCCCUCUUUCGGUUAAUUGCUUCUAUUGGAAGAGUUGAUGUUGUAGCACAAACUCUGGGUACCUUCUCCAUGCUGAUGGUUUUUGUGCUUGGAGGAUUUAUUGUCGCCAGAGAUGACAUUGAGCCAUGGAUGAUAUGGGGCUACUAUUGUUCUCCUAUGAUGUAUGGACAGAAUGCCAUUGUUCUGAAUGAAUUCCUCGAUAAUAGAUGGGACAUACCCAACCAAGACCCCAAUAUUGAUGCACCAACAAUUGGGAAAGUAAUUCUUAAGAGUAGAGGUUUUUUCACGGAUGCAUAUUGGUAUUGGAUUUCUAUUGCAGCACUAGUUGCUUUCUCAAUCCUAUUCAACAUAUUAUUUAUUGGAGCUUUGACUUAUUUGAAUCCUUUUGGUGAUUCAAAAUCAAUUGCCGUAGACGAAAACGGAGAUGAAAAGAAUAAGAAACGAGCCUCUAGUCCAAAUGGAGCAGAAGGUAUUCAAAUGGCAACAACAAAUUCAUCAGAAGUUAAUCGGGUUGCUGAACCUAAUAGAGGAAUGAUUUUGCCUUUCCAACCCCUUUCACUUGCCUUCAACCAUGUGAACUAUUAUGUGGACAUGCCUGCGGAAAUGAAAACUCAAGGAGUUCAAGAAAAUCGUCUACAACUACUACGAGAUGUUAGUGGUGCUUUUAGACCAGGGGUUUUGACUGCACUAGUUGGUGUAAGUGGUGCAGGGAAGACAACUCUAAUGGAUGUUCUAGCAGGAAGAAAGACCACAGGUUAUAUCGAAGGAAGUAUUAACAUUUCUGGCUACCCAAAGAAGCAACCAACCUUUGCUCGUGUCAGUGGUUACUGUGAACAAAAUGACAUUCAUUCACCACAUGUUACUGUUUAUGAGUCUAUCAUAUACUCGGCUUGGCUUCGCCUUUCUUCAAACAUAGAUAAAAAAACACAAAUGAUGUUUGUUGAAGAAGUUAUGAAGUUGAUUGAGCUCAAGCCAUUGAGGAAUGCCUUAGUUGGGCUACCUGGAGUAGAUGGUCUUUCAACAGAACAAAGAAAGAGGUUGACAAUAGCCAUCGAGCUGGUUGCUAACCCCUCUAUAAUCUUCAUGGAUGAGCCAACAUCUGGUCUUGAUGCUAGAGCUGCGGCCAUUGUCAUGCGUACAGUGAGAAAUACAGUGGACACAGGAAGAACCGUUGUGUGCACAAUUCACCAACCAAGCAUAGACAUUUUUGAAGCGUUUGAUGAGUUACUAUUGAUGAAAAGAGGAGGGCAAGUCAUUUAUGCUGGACCCCUUGGUCACCAUUCUCAAAAGCUCGUAGAAUAUUUUGAGGCCAUACCUGGGGUUCCGGGAAUUAAGGAUGGAUACAAUCCAGCAACAUGGAUGCUUGAAGUCACUGCUCCUUCGGUCGAGGAUCAUCUGGAUAUUGAUUUUGCUGAAAUUUAUGCCAACUCCUCAUUAUAUCAAAGGAAUCAAGAACUUAUUAAAGAGCUCAGUACUCCAGCUCCGGGCUUCGAGGAUCUCUACUUCCCAACUGAAUAUUCACAAUCAUUUCUUUCUCAGUGCCAUGCUUGUUUGUGGAAGCAGCUUUGUUCAUAUUGGAGACAUCCUAAAUAUAAUGCUGUCAGGCUCGUGAUGACAAUAUGCAUCGGUGUUCUGUUUGGUCUUAUCUUUUGGGACAAAGGACAAAAGACAACAAAACAACAAGAUCUGAUUAAUCUUUUAGGAGCAAUGUAUUCUACUGUGCUUUUCCUUGGAGCUAGCAAUGCUUCUGCGGUGCAGCCUGUUGUUGAUAUUGAGAGAGCAGUUUUCUACCGUGAAAGAGCAGCCGGCAUGUAUUCUGCACUACCUUAUGCAUUUGCUCAGGUGGCUAUAGAGACAAUAUAUGUGACAAUACAAGCUAUUAUGUAUACUCUUAUCCUUUAUUCCAUGAUUGGAUAUGAAUGGAAAGUGGGAAAGUUUUUCUUGUUCUUCUACUUCAUAUGGAUGUGCUUUAUCUACUUCACACUAUCUGGGAUGAUGCUCGUUGCCCUAACUCCGAGCUUCCAAAUUGGUGCCAUACUUUUGUAUUUCUUCCUUAGUUUAUGGAACAUUUUCUCCGGUUUUCUCAUUCCUAGAGUGCAAAUCCCUAUUUGGUGGAGGUGGUACUAUUGGCUUUCGCCCGUCGCAUGGACAAUUUAUGGUCUUAUGACUUCUCAAGUGGGUGACAAAGAUGAUCUUGUGGAGAUUCCAGGAGAAAAUAUGAAAAUGACAGUAAAGAUGUUCCUUAAAGAGAGCUGGGGAUUCCAUCAUGACUUCCUUCCUAUUGUUGCUUUGGCUCAUAUUGGUUGGGUUCUCCUUUUCUUUUUUGUGUUUGCCUAUGGCAUUAGAUUCUUCAAUUUCCAAUCUAGAUAAGGUAACCAACCAUAUUCAAUCUUUGUCUCAAAAUUAACUAUCAUAAGAAAUCGAUAGUCUUGAAUUUGUGAAAAAAGAGAGUUUGUAAUCAAGCGAUUUAUGCUUGGAAUAUACAUUGUAUCUUUUCAAUCAUAUAGCAAACACACACUUCUGUUUUUUCA
Molecule: messenger RNA, 4638 nt
Organism: Pistacia vera
Lineage: Eukaryota; Viridiplantae; Streptophyta; Magnoliopsida; Sapindales; Anacardiaceae
Product: ABC transporter G family member 39-like
Exons: 20
Coding region: 92-4477 (1461 amino acids)
Cellular component (GO): membrane
Molecular function (GO): ATP hydrolysis activity; ABC-type transporter activity; ATP binding
Source: RefSeq, a predicted model, not a curated record